Messenger RNA from Daucus carota subsp. sativus, 3079 nucleotides. Its product is annotated as receptor protein-tyrosine kinase CEPR1. The record is from RefSeq and is a predicted model, not a curated record. Gene Ontology annotation, biological process: protein phosphorylation. Bases 88 to 2946 code for a protein of 952 amino acids. The transcript has 2 exons. Gene Ontology annotation, molecular function: protein binding; ATP binding; protein kinase activity. Lineage: Eukaryota; Viridiplantae; Streptophyta; Magnoliopsida; Apiales; Apiaceae.
UAUAUACAGCUCUCUUCUACUAAUCUGCAGCAGCAAAAAUAAAAAACUCCUCUCCAGAAACAUAUAAUAUACUCUCCAUCCUCUAACAUGGCUCAAUUUCUUUUCUCUUCUAUUGUUUUACUCUUUUCUUUAUCGGCCUUAAGGCUUGAAGCUAGGGCUCGUGAUGAUCAGGCUCAAUUCUUGAGUCUCAUGAAGAAGUCUCUUUCGGGGAAUUUGUUGGCAGGUUGGGACUUAAAUGGAUCAAAACCAGUCUGCAACUUCACAGGCGUCGAAUGCAAUAGUCUAGGUUCUGUCGUAAAGAUUGAUGUCUCAGGGUGGUCUCUGUCAGGACGUUUUCCAGAAGAUGUGUGCACUUAUUUCCCUGAAUUGCGUGUUCUUCGUCUUGGACACAACCACCUACAUGGCAAAUUUCCUGACAGCAUCACCAGAUGCUCAUUCCUCGAAGAGCUUAACAUGACCUCCAUGAAUCUCACUGGACCGCUACCAGACCUUUCGCCCCUGACAUCAUUGAAGCUGCUUGACUUGUCAUACAAUUAUUUUACGGGUGAAUUUCCCUUGUCUGUCACCAACCUCACCAAUCUUGAGUUACUGAAUUUCAAUGAAAAUGGAGGUUUUAGCUUUUGGCAAUUGCCUGAGAACUUCUCCAAGCUGACGAAACUUAAGUACAUGAUACUGUCAACAUGCAAUAUUCAAGGUCGAAUUCCAGAGUCUAUAGGGAACAUGACAGCACUUGUUGAUCUCGAAUUAAGUGGGAAUUUUUUUACAGGUAAGAUUCCAGCACAAAUUGGUUUGCUCAAGAACUUGCGUAUGUUGGAGCUUUACUACAAUCAACUUGUUGGUGAAAUCCCUGAGGAGCUUGGAAAUCUUACUGAGCUCGUAGAUUUUGAUCUUUCUGUCAAUUUUCUGACCGGAGAAGUGCCUAGAUCUAUAUGUAGCCUUCCAAAGCUUGAGGUUUUGCAACUCUACAACAACAGCCUCACAGGAAGCAUUCCUGAAGUGAUUGCCAAUUCGACAACCUUGAGAAUAUUAUCUCUUUAUGACAAUUCCCUGACAGGGCAGGUUCCGAAAGAUCUAGGGAAAUGGUCACCUAUGAAUGCUAUUGAUUUGUCAGAAAAUCGGUUAUCUGGGGAACUGCCAGCUGAUAUAUGCAACGGAGGGAAGCUGUUAUACUUUUGUGCCCUGGAUAACAUGUUUUCAGGAGGCCUUCCAGAAACUUAUGGAAGCUGCCUAUCUCUUCUGCGACUACGUAUCAGUCGAAACUACCUGCAGGGCUCCAUACCAGAAGGGAUAUUAGGCCUUCCUCGGGUGUCAAUCAUUGAUUUGGGUUACAAUAAUUUGACUGGUUCACUAGCUAAAACAAUUGGAAAUGCUAAGAACUUGUCUGAAUUGCUCCUACAGAGAAACAUGAUAUUUGGUAUUCUCCCUCCUGAAAUCUCUCAUGCUAUCAAUCUUGUUAAGAUUGAUCUCAGCAAUAACCUUUUAUCUGGUCCAGUGCCUUCUGAAAUUGGCAACCUAAGAAGGCUAAAUUCUUUGGUUUUGCAAAAAAACAAGCUCAGUUCUUCGAUACCAGAUACCCUAUCAUCAUUAAAAUCUCUUAAUCUUCUUGACCUUUCCAGCAAUCUCUUAAAGGGUAAUAUUCCCGAAAGUCUCUGUGAUUUGCUUCCAAACUCUAUGAACUUUUCAAAUAAUCUGCUUUCUGGCUCCAUUCCCAAGCCAUUUAUAGAUGGAGGAAUGCUGGAAAGCUUUUCAAGCAAUCCAUCUCUCUGUGUUCCUAAAUAUCUCAGUUCAUCAGAUACAAACUUCCCCUCGUGUCCCCAAACGUACCGUAAAAAGGUCAAUGGCACCUGGUUGAUUGGGAUUUCGGUGGGAAUUGUGAUCAUUGGAGCUCUCUUAUUCCUGAAGCGCUGGUUGAGUAAAGAAAGAGCAGUGGUAAAACACCAAGACACCUUUUCUUCAUCAUACGAUGUCAAAAGCUUUCAUCGAAUAAGCUUUGAUCACUUUGAAAUCAUAGAGGCAUUGGUUGAUAAAAACAUAAUUGAUCAUGGUGGAUCUGGUGUAGUGUAUAAAAUUGAGUUGAGCAGUGGAGAUAUUAUAGCCAUCAAGAGGCUCUGGCGUCAAGCAAUGAAAGAUCCUUCUUCGGAUGAUCAAGUAGUCAUCAACAAGGAGCUUAGAACAGAAGUUGAAACACUAGGCAACAUAAGGCACAAAAACAUCAUCAAGUUGUACUGCUAUUUCUCAAGUUUGGAUUCAAACCUGCUGGUUUAUGAGUACAUGCCUAAAGGAAACCUAUGGGAUUCACUUCACAGAGGAAACAUCCUGUUGGAUUGGCCUACUCGCCAUCAUAUUGCACUGGACGUCGCACAGGGCUUGGCCUACUUACACCAUGACUUACUCCCCCCUAUAAUUCACAGGGACAUCAAAUCAACCAACAUCUUACUUGAUGUCAACAACCAUGCCAAGGUUGCAGACUUUGGCAUUGCCAAAGUUUUACGCGCACAAGGAGGGAAAGACUCCACAACAACUGUAAUUGCAGGGACUUAUGGCUAUUUGGCCCCAGAAUAUGCAUACUCUUCUAAAGCAACCACCAAGUGUGAUGUCUACAGUUUCGGUGUGGUCCUAAUGGAACUGAUCACCGGGAAGAAGCCUGUGGAGGCAGAGUUCGGAGAUAGCAAGAACAUUAUAAAUUGGGUGUCCAGCAAGGUUGAGACUAAAGAAGGGGUGAUGGAGGUUCUAGAUAAACAAAUAUCAGCCUCAUUCAAGGAUGAAAUUAUUAAGGUUCUUCGGAUUGCUGUUCGUUGUACAAGCAAGUCACCAGCCCUUCGUCCGACUAUGGUUGAGGUUGUCCGGUUACUACUCGAGGCAGAUCCAUGCAGACUCAAAUCUUGCAAGUCAUUGAAUAAACCCAAGGAUACAGAAAAUGUAACAAAGCCGCCAAAGAUCACAUGAAUUUUGAUGGAUUCCUGGUAAAGUAGCAUAGUAUCAGCAUACUCUGGUAAGAAUUGAGGUUUUUACUCACUUUGUUCUACCUCAGAAAGGUAAAUUAUAAAUAGAAUCUGUCCCAUAGGCCAUAUCAACUUUA